This is a messenger RNA of Esox lucius (northern pike), 981 nucleotides long. RefSeq names its product olfactory receptor 51I1-like. Bases 1 to 981 code for a protein of 326 amino acids. Gene Ontology annotation, cellular component: membrane. Lineage: Eukaryota; Metazoa; Chordata; Actinopteri; Esociformes; Esocidae. Gene Ontology annotation, biological process: G protein-coupled receptor signaling pathway. The transcript has a single exon. Gene Ontology annotation, molecular function: olfactory receptor activity; G protein-coupled receptor activity. The record is from RefSeq and is a predicted model, not a curated record.
AUGAGCUCCAUUAAGAACAUCAUCAUGCAAAACACCUCUAUUGUACGCCCUCAAUAUUUCUUCAUUACUGGCUUCCAUGACAUUCCUCAUAAUUUCGUCAUAAUUUAUUAUAUAUUCUUGUGCAUUGCCUUUAUUGUUUCUGUUUCUGGGAACUCCACUGUCAUUUGUAUUAUAUUCACUAAACGCAGUCUUCACGUCCCAAAGUAUAUUGGCAUUUUAAACCUGGCCUUGGCUGACUUAGGUGAGAGCAGUGCACUAAUUCCUAAUCUGAUUAAGACCUUUCUUUUUGAUUCACAGUACAUCAGCUAUGACGCAUGUAUGGCCAAUAUGUUCUUUGUGUAUUUCUUUGGUUGUUUGCAGGCUUUAUGUCUUGUUGUUCUGGCAUGUGAUAGGUUAGUUGCUAUAUGCUUGCCUCUACGAUAUAACACGCUGCUCACUAACGCUACCAUGUCUGCCAUGAUUACAGGGGUGUGGGUAGCCGAUGUGGUCGUUAUUGGCACAAUGACAGUUUUGGUCACUAGACUGUCUUACUGUAAAACCAUUGUUAUUGACAGUUAUUUCUGUGAUCAUGGUUGUCUCUACAGAAUGGCCUGCAAUGACAAUUCAGUCAAUAACAUCAUUGCAAAUGUAUGUAUGGUACUAUUCCUUCAUGCACCUUUAAUUUUCAUAGUCCUGUCCUAUGUCUGUAUUUUAUUUGCCCUGUUUAGAAUUACUACCUGGGAGGGUCGUGUAAGGGCUCUAAAGACGUGUGUGUCACACAUUCUAGUAGUCGCAGUUUAUUUUCUUACACUUAUAUCUACUUUCAUUGCUGCACUAACUGAUGCUCUGCAUCCCAAUACCAGAAUUUUCUGUUUGUCUCUUGCUUCGGUUAUCCCUUCCAUGCUGAAUCCAAUCAUUUAUGUUUUGAAUACUGAUGAAAUGAAAGAGUUUUUGAAGAAAAUGCUCCAUAAGAAAAUCUCUAGGAUAUUACCAAGAAAUUGA